GGCGCCCUCUUCGUGCGCCCGUACGCGUUUGUCGCCUGGGUCGGUGACGUUUUGGAGAAAAAAAAGUCGCGAACACAUCGACGGUGCGUGCAAAUAAUCGUUUUAUUUCAUGGUUUCGCCGACCAACCCGGUGCCACUGCCGCGAUGGAGGAAGCCAAACUGGCCAGCUUGCUGAGCAACGUACGAAAGUCGAACGACAAGGGCGCAAUCUACCGCAAUUUGGUCGCGAUUCGGGCGAACUUUGUGACGAGCGAUGGGGGAAUCAAGCUGUUCACGGCCCAGGACGGCAUCAACGUGCUGGUCGAGCUGCUCAGCAAACCGUACGAAAAGGUGAUCGAGGUGGUGCUGAGCAUACUGGGGAACUGCUGCACCAAGAAGGAAUGCUGCAAGCAGGCGUUCGAAUGCGGAAUACUGAAACCGUUGAUAUCGAUCAUUUCCAACAUUCCGAACCCGAGCAUCCAGUGCCGGGGCUGCCGGCUGCUGGGCAAUUUGGCUCAGCACGAACCCAUCAGCUACAAGAUUGCCCGGGACAAUGGGAACACGGCGUACGCGCUCAGCACCAUCCUGAACGAGUCGGACAACAAGGCGGUGCUGAUAAUGGUGAUCCGUGCCAUUCGGCAGCUGUGGCGUGAAAAGUCGCUCCGCACCACGCUGAUGGAGCAGGGAUGCAUCGGGAAGAUAGCGUACCUGCUGGUGCGCUAUGCACAGAUCGAUUCGGAAACGGAAUCGCCCCCGGCGCCGGACAUAAAGCUCUCGCCCACCGGGAGCAGCAGCGGCGGCAGCAGCAGCAGCUGCAACCACGACGAGGAGAAGGUCGUCCUGAAGCACUGGCACGCCCCGGACCGGAUGGUGACGAAGGAAAAGUUCAACAACAUCGUGCGCAACAUGGAGCACAGCCAGCUGUGCGAUAUCGUGGGCUACCAGGUGAUACAGAACUAUCGCUGGAAGGAUCGGCCCGACUUCCGGCUGCCCGAGUCGGACGAAACGGGCAAGCUGUUCGAGAGUGCGCUCAAGUGCUUGCAGAUGAUCACGACCACGGUCGUGCAGCAGGUCAUUGAGGAGAUCUACGGGGAGGCCGGGGCCGGGCUGCACUGUCUCGUGUACCUGUGCGGCGAGACGAGCCCGUUCCGGGCACUGUCGCUGAAGGUGGUCUCCAACCUGGCCGCCAAUCCGGACGCAAUCGAUCGGCUGACGGAGUGUGGUGUAAUCAAAAUGGCCGCCGAUCUGAUCAUGUACGCGAAUCUGGAUGAGUCGGAGAAGCGGUACUGCAUCAACAUGAUGUGUCUGCUCACGAAGGAAGCCUGCAACCGGGGGCACAUCCGGCGCAGCGGCGCACUGCAGUCGUUCAUGAAGAUCGCCAAGCAGUCGCACGAAAAGCGCGAGCAGGCGAUGAUACUGUACGCCCUCUACCAGUACCGGUUCGACAGUUUGAGCAACGAGAUACUGCUCAGCAACGGGCUGGUGAGCUUUCUCGUGCGCAUCCUGAACGGUAUCAUUGCGGACAGGGAGGUCGCACACAUACGCCACGACGAGGAGGAAAGCGAGCGGGUCUCGCACGCGAGCGUGUUCAGCAAGCGCCGUGCGACCUUCGCCAAGGCAGGCAAAAUGCGUCGCAGUGAUUUGCUGUUCCACUACAAGUCGGGAAAUGGGUACCAUCAGAAGCAGCAACAGCAGCAGCAGCAGCAGCUGUUGCUGCUGCAGCAACCACAUCACACGGCAGCGAAGCAAUCGAAGCUGGAUCCGUACUGCUCAGCACCGGAAUCGCCCGACAGUGGCAGCAGUGGGUAUGCGAGCACCAGCUACGGAACCGUGCGAAGUCCUUCCACGAGCGUUGGAUCUAGCCCGCCGCGCCUGCCGGAAGAUGAAGCGUUCGAGGACGAUACGGAAGUUUACUCGCCCGUGUGCAGCGAUCACGAGCAGGAGGAUGAGUCGAGUGGGGGCAGUGGCGAGCCAACGGGUGAACAAAUGGCUGCCAGCGAGGCAAGGGAGCAAAACGAACAAGCGGAGGAGGAAGAGGAAGCUGACCCCGUGGUGGACGGUGCGGAAGAGAUGAACGAUUUCGACAUGGUCGCGUACCUCAUCGAGGACAGCUCGAACGCCAAGUGGCUGGAUGCGGCCGAAGAGCUGGAGGACGACAGUACGGGAUUGAGGGCGACGAAAACCACCACCAGCCACCACGCGGAGGACUGCAUCGAUGAUAAUGAAAUGUUCAAGAUCGAGCUCGAAAUCGCCACGGCCAAAACGUUCGAACGGUACCCGAUGCAGCCGACGCUCACGCUGCUCUGGUCCGUCUCGAAGUCCUUUCCCGCGAUGGAGUUCGUGCAGGCGGACACGCUCGAAACGCUGCUGAAGAUAUGCAAGCACGCGAAGAAGCCGCGCGGUCGCGCGUUCCAAACGCUGGCCAACAUACUGAAGCACGUGAACCACUUUCUGCCGCUGCUGAAGCAGGACUUUGUGUUUAGGCUGCACGAGAUGAAAACGCCGUACCCGGCGCACGGUGCGCGGUGCUGGAGCUGCGACGAGAUGCGCACGGCCUGCAACGAUCUGAUGGCGCUGUUCGGUUCGGUCGGCGAGACCGGGUACGGGCAGGGCGAGAUUGCGCACAUCCUGCGGACGGGCGAGCGCGACCUGAAGCUGCGCGUCGCGAUCAUCGUGCUGUUUGUGGUGCGCGAUACGCGCCUGCUGCACAAGCUGCUGUUCGACAUGAAGGUGCUCGAGAUGGUGAUGGACUUUAUACUGGACGAAGGUACCAACGGGCAGCAGCAGCAGCAGCAGCAGCAGCACAGGUUAAAUGGCAUUGCCUGCAGCGCUAUAACGCGGCUGGCACAAAACCUGUCGAUCGUGGGCGAGGAGGAGGACACCGGCACGCCGAGCGAGAAGCUGGAGGAGAAAGAGUUCGACAACACGGUCACGAUCUGCGACGAGUCGGCCACCAGCGUGGACGAGAAGGUAACGUUCCGGGUGCGCAGCAGCCCGACUGCGCCGCCGGAAGCGGUGCUGGUCAGCAAAGCGCUGCUGGUCGAGGGCAGCGAAGUGUUUCGCCGCAUGUUCGAGGCGGACCACUUCAUCGAGUCGAAAAACAACGAGGUGCACCUGCACGAACCGAUCAGUGCCGAUGGGCUGCGGUACUUUUUCUACCUCGUGCGGCUGCAAACGCUCAACAAGCUGACCGGGAUGGCGCCGCCGCCGAAGGUGAUCGAGGCCAGCCUGGACGCGCUCAGCCUCGCGCAGAAGUACCUGCUGCCGACGGUGGAGAAACCGGUGAUGAACAUCAUCAAGACGCUGCUGAACGAUGACUGCGUGCUGAACGUGUUCGAGUGGUCGCUGAAAAACUACAACCAGGAGCUGCUGGUCGCCUCGACCUACUACUUCCUCUACUCGGACAUUAGCGGGGCGGCAAAGUGCAAGCUUUACCGGGCGGCCAACCGGUCCUGCUAUCGGGACGAAUGGCGACGGCUACUUACCGAGACCAUCCUGUACCGGGUGCAGCCGAACGCGGAGCUUUAAACCUUGGUUUGUCUCUCUCUCUCUCUCUCUCUCACCGUCAUCACCCGUUUUCUUUUGUACUGUGAUCGAAGCUUCGGUGGUCGCUGCCAUCGUGCCCCUUCCCUCCCUUAUCACCCUGUAUACGCGCAUAGGCAUAGUUUGCCGGUUGAAAACGUUAAACGUACGCUAGCUUUAGUUUGGUCACUUGCCCUCCUCCGGCUCUAUUUUAUAGUUCUUUACUCCUUGUGUAACAGCAAAGUACACUGCCAUCCCAGUAAUCGUUCUUAACACCAGGCAUCACGUUGAGUGCGAAACGGGGGAUUUUGUAAACA
This is a messenger RNA of Anopheles gambiae (African malaria mosquito), 3818 nucleotides long. RefSeq lists its product as uncharacterized. Gene Ontology annotation, molecular function: protein binding. The transcript has 3 exons. The coding region runs from base 145 to 3507 and encodes 1120 amino acids. Gene Ontology annotation, biological process: anatomical structure morphogenesis. Gene Ontology annotation, cellular component: cytosol. Lineage: Eukaryota; Metazoa; Arthropoda; Insecta; Diptera; Culicidae. The record is from RefSeq and is a predicted model, not a curated record.